Labeo rohita (rohu) is the source of this 3157-nucleotide messenger RNA. RefSeq lists its product as uncharacterized. The record is from RefSeq and is a predicted model, not a curated record. Lineage: Eukaryota; Metazoa; Chordata; Actinopteri; Cypriniformes; Cyprinidae. Gene Ontology annotation, cellular component: Golgi membrane. The transcript is spliced from 10 exons. Gene Ontology annotation, biological process: protein palmitoylation. Gene Ontology annotation, molecular function: palmitoyltransferase activity; protein binding. Bases 188 to 1822 code for a protein of 544 amino acids.
UCAGUAUAGCGUAUUUACAUAUUAUCAGAUUCGCUCCCUUACCGAAUGACUGAUAAGCCAGCGGCUGAAUAUUACGAUGUAGGUAGACUUUUCCAACAGAACAAUUAAGUUAUCUUUUAUAAUGAAUUUCUUACAGUUGGCCAAGAGUUUCUUCAGCCUACAGAAGGUGUAAAUAUACGGCGGCAGAAUGCUGCAGGCUUCAGGAAGUUGUAUAUUUGAAUCGAUUCAACGCGGUGAGGUCGAUCGAGUUUCCUAUUUAUUACAGCAGGAUCGGGGUGUUUUGAAACAAAAAGGUUGGGGAGGUUUCACAGCCCUUCACUUUGCCGCUCUCCAUGGAAACCGGCCAAUGGCUGAGCUUCUGCUGAACAGCGGUGCUGAUCCAAACAUUCCCUGUGAUGCAGGACAAACUCCUUUUCACUUUGCUUGCAGAAAUGGCAAUAUUUAUAUCAUGCACAAAAUGAUGCAGCAGGGUGCAGACUUACACAUAGUAGACGAGCAAGGGAAAACAUGUCUUCAUCAUGCAGUCGGUGGUGGAAGCGUUAUUGCCACGCAGUACCUGUGGGAGACUGGAAUGUUCCGUUUCACAGAUGCCGAUAACUAUAAGAUCACUCCUCUGCAUUUGGCAGCUUCCACAGGCAAUUCUGACGUAGUCCGCUAUCUCCUUAGAGCAAAUAGAUGCAUGCCAGAGGCAGUUGACCACCAGGGGGCGACAGCACUUCAUGUGGCUGCAGGGAAAGGCAUGAUUGAGGUGUGCUGGCUACUGUUGAAGAGUGCCGGACUCCACAUUUUACACAUGAAAAACCACAAUGGCCUCACACCUCUAGACCUCUGUAAUCAAGGGAAUACAUUUAGACAUAAGAAGCUCUCCAGGAUUUUGACGCAAUUCAGUCAACGACCAAAAGAUCUCAUUCCUAAGGACUCAUAUGUGAUGUACUUCUGGAUGCUGCUGUUACCGUCUCUCAGCGGGGCUGCGGUUCUCAUUAUAGCUGCAGCUCUUGGUGAAUAUGGGGCUAUCUUCUCUGCAGUGCUAUUCCCCUGUAUGGCAAAAUUCAUUCUUUCUCAAUAUCAUAGACUGAGCAGCUUUCAAAGGUUACCAAACCCUGUCUACCUGGGAACACUGACUGCGAGCCUGAUUCAUUCCAUAGCUUGCUUUCUCUAUAAAAUUUUACCUAGUUUUUGGCCAGCUUAUACCCUCUUAAAUGUCUCACUUGUCCAUUUAUGUAUACUCGCUGGACUUUUUUGGAAAGUUUUAAAGCAGAGCCCAGGACAACUCAAAGAAGCUGACACUGAUUCCAAGUUUUCCAGCAUAGGAGACUUAGUAGAAGCUGGAAAGAGCCCGGACAAAUUCUGUAUUUACUGUGAGCUGAUCCAAGUGGACAACUGUAAACACUGCCGUUUGUGUGACAUGUGCAUCCAAGACUACGACCACCACUGCCUCUUCAUCAAUAAAUGUGUGGGACGGGACAACCACCGCACCUUUAUUCUUUUCAUCAUGUCUAUGGUAAUGGCUCACCUCAUCUUCAUUCUCAGUGCCGCUUACUACCUCCAUCUGAAACUCUCAGGCUUGCAGCUUUCUGACUGGGGCUCAGUGACGGGAAAAGAGGCCUGGGUCCUCCUGCUGACUCUGCUCAACUUCCUCUCUCUGAUCUGGGUGGGAUGGUUGCUAGUUGAGCAGCUUGAUGCCAUUUCCAGGGGAACCACCACCUACUUUAGGCGAUACAACCACAAAGGGCCUUCUAAAAGACAGCGGUUGGCAACAGUCCUCUCUUUUCUGGUGGAAGGGAUAAGAAGACAGGAGUACAGUCAGUCUUUUAACAUAUAGAGACUUUGAAGACAUUUUGAAAUUACAAAGCAACAUCACAGUUAAGUCUCUUAUUGUUAUUUAUCCAGCUUGUUCUUCUACACGGAAGUAAGCCUAUAGGUGAGACAACGUGCAGUAAAUGGUAAAACUGUUUGCAAUACAAACCAGUGUGCUCAUAAUUAAGAUAAUACAAUAAAAUAAUAUGGUAAGACCCACCAAUUUGCAAUGUCAAGCAGCAAAACAAGCUGUUUUGUACAGCUAAAAAUAGCUGGACAUGGAUGAGGCCCGGACCCAUAAAAUUUACAAAUAGCCACGCCGACUCUUACAGGAAGAAAAAGGUGCAUAAAGGCUGGAAUAUAUAAUAUAAUAUAAUGGAAUACAUCUGUCCAGACUUUGCUCUAGUUUACAGUCCAAAGGAGAUGCUAGUUGCCAAAAGUCAAAGCCAGUUUGCAGAUUUUGGACAGUUGAGGUUACAUAUUUGUGAAUGACAGGCACAGAUUUAGAUUUUCUAGUUUCAGACUAUAUCAUGAUUGAUAUUUGGGCUGAUUUUUGACCAUGUAUUGUUUUCAUUUCUCAUGCAUCUCCUAGCAAUGAGGUGUGUGUUUCUGCGAGAGUUUAUGUUUGAAAUGACUUGAAACAGGGUUUCUUAAGGUUCUUAAAAAGUCGUACAUUUAGUUGUAUCAAAUAUAAGGCUAUAAAAAGUCUUGAAUGAUAUAAGAAAGUCUUAAUUAUGAUUUCAAGAGGUCUUAAAUUUGGGGACAGAAAGACUAGAAUUGCGAUAUGGCUGUAUAUAAGUGCUGUACAUUUCAAAGUCACGUGCUGUGCUGCUUUGUGUAUGAAACACUAUAUUUCUGCCACUCCAAAAGCACCACCUACUGACAGAGAAUGAAUUUGCAUUUUCAAUGAGCUGAUGUUUUUGUUCAGACCAAUGAAAAUCAGUUCGUUUUUACGCUGCAAACACACAGUUGUAAAUAUGAACUGGUGGAUCGACAAGAAGAUAAUGCACUAUAAAAUCAGACCAUAAAAUAUAUUUUUUAUUUAAUUAUUAUUAUGAUUGAUAAUAAUUGUUUAAUUUAACUGAUACUUUUGACAUUUUCUUCAUUUUAUAAAAUUUUAGUUUUUUGAAAAACUGUAUCUGAACUGUAACUCAUGCUUUUAGAAUUUUAUGCUAACAUAGACAUUCCCCUACCAUGCUCAUAUGGUAUUUUAUUCGUGGAGGUCUUAAAACAUCUUAAAUUUGAGCUGUGAAAUAAUGAUUCUUAGUCACCUGUAACUGUUACCUGUAUUGUUAAUUUUUUAUGUAUUUAUUUUUUUUAUAGGAAACAUUUUAAAUAAAAGUCUUUCAGUGUAAAUUUA